AACAAAGCCACGUGUGGCAGGGAAGUUUCGAAAGUGGGCGGGGCUUGUGUAUUUCCGGGUUCUGACUCGGAGGAUAUAAACCGAGUUGCGCAGUGACAACAGAGGGAUAGAAACACACCGACGAAAACCGCUUGAACGCGCAGCAGCAAAAAGCAGAGACCUUUAUAGACUUUUUCUCCUUCAACUUGCUGAAGCCACUCAGCCAACAACAUGCCUUUUCUCGGACAGGACUGGAGGUCCCCGGGUCAGAACUGGGUAAAAACCGAAGACGGGUGGAAAAAGACAACAGUGGAUGAGAAAAACAACAACGUAUCCUUGGAGAGCUUUUGCAAAGUCAAGGAGGAGCGUUUCAACGAGGAGAACCUGCUUCUCUCUCUCAGCUAUGACAUGGCUGCCAAGAAGAGGAAGAAAGACCUAAUGAACAACAACACCAAGGUCCCCUAUUUCCACAGGGAGAAGUGGAUUUACGUCCAUAAAGGAAGCACCAAGGAGCGCCACGGAUACUGUACGCUCGGAGAGGCCUUCAAUCGUUUAGAUUUCUGCAGCGCCAUCAAGGACACGAGGAGAUUUAAUUACAUUGUCAGGCUCCUGGAACUUAUCGCCAAGUCCCAGCUCCCCUCGCUAAGCGGAGUGGCGCAGAAAAACUACAUGAACAUUCUGGAGAGAGUGGUUCAGAAAGUCCUUGAUGACCAGCAGAACGUCCGGCCCAUCAAAGAGCUGCUGCAGACGCUCUACAUCUCCCUGUGUGGUCUGGUUCAGGACAUGGGCAAGUCUGUUCUGGUGGGGAACAUCAACAUCUGGGUGCACCGCAUGGAGAACAUCCUUCAGUGGCAGCAGCAGCUGGACAACAUCCAGAUAAACAGGGUCAGCAUCUGCCCGCGGCGCACAGUCAAAGACGUGCUCUGCGGAGCUCAGAUGAAAUGGCCGUUAUGUUUACGCCCCUCUCUGUCUCCCCAUCAGCCCACAGCAGUAGGCCUGACUCUGACCGACCUGCCCGCCAGCCUGCAGCUGGACAUCAUGCAGCGUCUGUCGGACGGCAGGGACCUGGUCAGCCUGGGCCAGGUGUGUCCGGAGCUGGGCACCCUCACUGAGGACCGGCUGCUGUGGAAGAAGCUCUGCCAGUACCACUUCACCGACAGACAGGCAUGUAGAUCCACCUCAUUGGGUAUCCGUAAGCGUCUGAUGGUGUCAGAUAAAGGCCACCUGGAGUGGAAGAAAAUGUACUUUAAGCUGAGCCGCUGCUAUCCUCACAGAGAGCAGUACAGCGACACCCUGCACUUCUGCACGCACUGCCACAUCCUUUUUUGGCAGGACACAAAGCACCCCUGCACAGCCAACAACCCAGAGAGCUGCACCACGUCCCUCUCCCCUCAAGACUUCAUCAGCCUCUUCAACUUCUGAUCCCUACUCCACACACGACCCCGAAAAAGGGAAAACCUGAAUGAACUGACUGUACAUAUGGUUUCUGUACAUAGAAAUGCACAAUGUUUUUGUUUUUCAUAUCAAAAUCGAGUCCUGGAUGUACAUUUAGUUGCAGCGUGGCUGGAGGGGGACGCAGGCAGAGGGACACUUAUGCAAUUUUGUUCUAUUUUUUUUUUUUUUUUUUAUCUUUUGGACGAGUACAGAAGCUUCUGGAAACGUUCACCCCUGAGAGCAAAUGAAUGUGACGAAGCCCUUUAGUGGUGUAUAAGCAAACCUGCUUAUAUGGUACAUGGUGCAGAGAAAAGGAAAAAGGGAAUAUCAAGUGACACAGUUUAGUCUUAGUUUUACAUGUGUUUUUGGAUAUGACGUCAUUUUUCUUUCCGGAGGGUGAGUUGAUUUUGUUAAAUUCAUAUAUAUAUAUAUUUAUAUAUAUAUAUAAAUCUGCUUUUCAGCCUUUUUAAAAAAAGUUUGUUUCGAUAUAGGAAGUCAGAUGAUUGAUGUGUGUGAAACUGAAUGAGUCUGCAGCCUCAUUUAUGCAUCGGGCUGGAGAAAAGCAUCCGUUAAUUGGCUGCAGCAAUAAAAGAGUAAGCAAGAAAUGGAAAGUAAUGAUUAGACCGAGAGGCUUGAUUGACACAUCACAGUCUUUAUUUUUCACUUUUAUAUGGUUUUGUUACCUUCUUAAAAAAAAAACUAAAAAAACAGUGUUCUGCUAUAGCAGUUCUGGCUGCAGCACCUGAGUGCAGUAUUACCAAAGAUUCUAAUCAAAGUCAGUAUAGCAAUGAAGUGUGCCUUUUUUAAAUUCUUUUUUAUUGAGACUUGAAUUUGUUCCGGUACAAUUUCUGUCUAGUUGGAUAUGCUUUCAGAUCCAGAUGCUAUUUUGGAUACUGUUUGUGUUUUUGUUUUGUUUUUUUUAUUAUCGAAGUGUGCAACGUCUCACUUUCAGAGUAGAUCAAAUCUGACGCUCUGGUACCCGUGCUGAAUAUUUUUCUAAGGCCUCCUGCAUGCUUUGUUUUUUUUACUUUUCGAACACCCAGCUGAUUGUCUUUUCACUUUUUAAAUUUUUUUUCAAUCUAUUCAGAUUUUAGUCAGAUGUUCCCCUCGCUCAAUUGGGUGCGAAGAAGUGAAAAUUGUUAGUGUAAACAUAAAGUUUGAGUCUGAGUUGCUUCUGUCACAGCUCAGAGGAAUAACGUCCAUGCUAUGCAAUGCCGUUUGUUCAUGUUCUGUUGAAUAAAUAAAAAGACUUUAUCAGUUAUA
This is a messenger RNA of Menidia menidia (Atlantic silverside), 2676 nucleotides long. NCBI's taxonomy places the organism in Eukaryota, Metazoa, Chordata, Actinopteri, Atheriniformes, Atherinopsidae. The record is from the annotation of a GenBank genome assembly.